This is a messenger RNA of Hemibagrus wyckioides, 1009 nucleotides long. RefSeq names its product fin bud initiation factor a (gene fibina). The record is from RefSeq and is a predicted model, not a curated record. The transcript has a single exon. Lineage: Eukaryota; Metazoa; Chordata; Actinopteri; Siluriformes; Bagridae. Bases 147 to 770 code for a protein of 207 amino acids.
GCAGUAGAGACACAGAGAGAGAGAGAGAGAGAGAGAGAGAGAGGCUGUAACUUGAGUGGGAAUGGGAGUGAAAAAGCGCUGUGGUUCGCUGCUCUUCCUCACGCCGCCAUCACUCUCUGCUUAACGCGCAGCUAAAAGCGGCGAAGAUGCUGCAGAUGUUCCAGCUGCUGGCUUCAGCCAUGCUUUUAUUUCCCGUUUAUAACGCGGUGUACAUGGGCCCUCUGCAGCCUGAGAUAUCAAACGGCACCUUUCACCACUUCUUCGUUCCAGACGGCGACUACGAGGACACCGAGGACCCGGAGAAAUGCCAGAUGCUGUUUAAGUGGCUGGACCCGUCACCGUGUUUGGCUGAAGAGGACCGGGACUCGGUUAUCCGCGACGACUUCAUGACCAUCAAGCAACAAGUCGAGGACUCGGCGCGAGUUCUGGAGAGUCUCGGGAGAAGUAUCUCCUACGAUCUGGACGGAGAGGACACGUACAGCAAGUACCUGAGGAAAGAGAUCGAUCAGAUCACUGAGGCUUUUUCCAGCGUUGAGAAAUCGCUCAUCGAGCUCGAGGUGAAAUUCAAGCAAGGUCAGGAGUCGGAGCAGAGAGAGGAGCAGGAGUUCACUAAAACACUGAUGAAGCCCAUGCAGAGUGUGAGGAGCUCCCUGCAGGAGACAGUGGACAUCUCAUCUGGCCUCAAGGACAAACACGAGCUCAUCUCUCUCAUCAUCCGUAGCCAUGGCACCAGGUUAAACCGACUUAAAAACGAGUACUUGAACAUUUAGUGGUCUAAGAAACCUUUCUUUCUGGUUAUUUAAGCUGCUUUAGACUCUAAAUGGUUUGAAGUAUUAGUGCAUCCUUCUUAAAACCUUAACUCACAUACUGUAGGUGCAUUGAAAGAUAUAGGCUGGAAGGACAUUUCUGAAGACACCUCAGGAAAACAAUGCAUCUGAACAUUGUAAAUAAUUUACUAUGUAAAAAGCAUCAUGAACUGUUUAUACUAAAUUCCACUAUGGCACACUGA